Molecule: messenger RNA, 507 nt
Organism: Penicillium brasilianum
Lineage: Eukaryota; Fungi; Ascomycota; Eurotiomycetes; Eurotiales; Aspergillaceae
Source: the annotation of a GenBank genome assembly
AUGGCGCCCGUAAUGCUAAAGACGGUCGAUGACGACAUCCAAGACGUCAUCCAGCACCUCUUUGAGAUCCAGUCGGCCGUCCAUGGGUAUCUAGGCCCGGAGACGCAGCAAGAGCUGGUGCGCAAAAUCAAAAACCUCACGCUUGCCCUCUCAACCCUAUCAACACAUACCACCCUGCCCCCCAACGCUGCCGAAUCAAUCACCCCCAACAACACCUCUGACCCCUCAAACCCCCCACUCGCCAGCAUCCAACUCCCACCCGAGAUCAUCGAGUACGUCGACGCAGCGCGCAACCCGGACAUUUACACGCGCGAGUUCGUGGAGCUGGUUCAGCGCGGGAAUCAGGAUCUCAAGGGGAAACGGGAGGCUUUCGCCGAUUUCCGGGACGUGCUGGCGCGGGAGAUGCGCAGUGCCAUGCCAGAGUGUCGGGGGGAGGUGGAUCGGGUGGUUUCUAUGACGGGGGGAACCGCCGGAGGUGAAGAUCGGGAGGAUGGGGCGUCGAAGUGA